Eleginops maclovinus (Patagonian blennie) is the source of this 6853-nucleotide messenger RNA. RefSeq names its product zinc finger CCCH-type containing 13 (gene zc3h13). NCBI's taxonomy places the organism in Eukaryota, Metazoa, Chordata, Actinopteri, Perciformes, Eleginopidae. The record is from RefSeq and is a predicted model, not a curated record. Gene Ontology annotation, molecular function: metal ion binding.
CGCAUAUGAUGCACACCCUGCGCCAAUAUGAAGCCAUUCAGGGCAGUUUCUGCCUUUAAAGAAUAACCCUGGUUAUUUCUACAAGUGCUGAAUCCACUACCUGGAAUAAAGUAGAUGCGACGCCGAAUUAUUAUCUUGGUCCUGCAGAAUGUCCAAGAUCAGGCGGAAGGUAACAGUGGAGAAUUCAAAAACCAUAUCUGAUAGCAGCAGCACCCCCGCGACCACCAGCACCAGCAACCCCGCCGCCCCCUCCCGCCGGCCCAGUGUGUUUGAAAGACUUGGCCCCAGCACUGGGAGUAAUGCUGCUGAUAGUCACUGUAGAAAUUGGCUGAAGACUGGUAAUUGCAUUUACGGCAACACUUGUCGCUACACACAUGGAACUCAGCCACGAGGCAAAGGAUUUAGCUUUAGUCGGUCAGCCGAGAGACCCACAGGUGAUUUGCGGGAGAGGAUGAAGAAUAAAAGACAGGAUGUUGACCCAGAAAACUUGAAGCGAGACUUAGACGAGCCCACAUCCCCCCCAGCGAGACAGAGAGACUCCUCCAGAGGUAGACACAGGGAAAAGGAGGAUAUUAAAAUCACAAAGGAGCGCACCCCAGCAAGUGAAGAAGAGCCCACAGAGUGGGAAACCAAUCGAGAAGACUCGGAUAUCGGUGACUACGACUACGAGUUAUCCCUAGAGAUGAAGCGGCAGAAGAUCCAACGUGAGCUGAGGCAGUUGGAGCAGGAGAACUUGGACAAGAGGGAUGAGAUUGUCAUCAAGAAAGAUGAGACCCCCACCAAAACAAGAGCCACCGCCAUGCCGAAGGCCUCUCCAGAGCUGUUGAGCAAUAAGGAUUCCCCUUCACCCAGGAAGGCUAGUGGAUCCCCAAAACACAAAAGUGCCAAAGGUUCAGGCUCUGGGAAGAAGGAGAAGAAGGCGCUGGUGUCCUCGCCUGUUGCAGAAACUACCAGGCCUUCAAAAGGGAGCCACAGUAAGAAGAAAGGACCCCGUACCCCCAGCCCUCCUCCCCCAGUACCCCUGGACCUUCCUGUGGUUGGGAAGAAACACAAAGGCAAGCACAAGAACAAGGAGAAGUCAGAGGAGAAGCAGAAGGAGGCAAAAGAUCGGGGGCGAGAUGCAGAGAAACACAAGGAGAAGAAGGAGAAACGCAGGGACCGAUCGGACAGUUCCCACAAGGCCAAGCGGUCAGUGACGUCGGAGGAGCGAUCUGGCAGUGUGUCAUCCCCCUCAAGGUGCAUCUCACCCCCAGCCAGGAAGAAAUCCAGCUCCCCUAAAGCGAUGUCCCAUAAAGCCCCCGUACUGGCCUCCCCUCCUCGCAGGUCUCCCUCCCCUCCACGGCACCAGCGCACCCCUACUCCUCCCCGACACCACUCCCCCUCCUCCCACUCUGGUUCCUCGGCCCAGCGGCACUCUCCGUCUCCUCGUCGCCGUCGCUCCUCCUCCCCGAACUAUCAUCGGAGCUCAGCGGCUCUGGCGUCUGCCUCCUCCCCUCAAAGCUCCCGGCGUUCCCGGUCCCCGCUCGCCUCCCACGACACCUCCUCCCCCACCGGAUCAGACAGAUCCAGCCCCAGCCAGCGGCACUCGAGAGGUCGAGAGAGGAGCCGGGGAGAACGAGAGAGGAGUCCGCCCGCCCAGGAGCGCAGACAUGAGCGUAGAGAUGAAAGCCGCGGCAAGCGUGAGAAGGACGGUCUCCGCGACGACCGAGACUUUGACUCUGAGCAGGUCUCGUCACGGGACAUCCGGGAAGACCGAGAGGCUCGAGAGAGACGGGAAACCCGUGAGCGAGGAAGGGAGACAACCCGAGACUCUAGAGACCACCGAGACAACACCAGAGACGCUAAGGACUCCAGAGAGAACAGGACAGAGACCCGUUCCAGUCGGGAGUCUCUAGAGCGCCGCGACCGCGAACGAGAGAGGGACCGCGAUAAGGAGCGGGAGAAGGAGAGAGAGCGGGAAAAGGAAAGGGAAAGGGAGAGGAGUGAUGCCCACAGGAAGGAGGAGCUGCCUCAGGAGGACAGGAGCUAUGGGAGAGGGCAUGGACGGGAAGAUGCAGGGAGAGCUGAGGCGAGGACGGACAACAGGUCGGACAGAGGGGAGAGGAACGGACGAGGGAGAGGACGUGGGAAUGACACAUCUGAUAAAGGCUCAAUCAGAAACUCCCGAGGUUCCCAGCUGGAAAGCAGCCAUGACAACUGGGAAUCCAGGAGCAGCGCGGUGCGAGAGCGGAGCGCCGAGAGGAGCACGGAUCGCAGCGUUACAGAAAGAAGCUCUGAGAGGGGUUCAGACCGAGACCGAUACGAGGGCGACCGUAGAGUAGAGCCGGCCCGGGACUCCUCUUACGACCGGAGAGGAGGACACGGAGAGCGGGAUCGCAGAGACACCCGGGAGAGAGCCGGAGAUCAAAGAGCAGCCUCCCCAAACAGACACCAGUUGAGAGCCGAAGAGGAGGAGAGGAGAGAGGAGCGCCGGACGGAUCGUACAGAAGACCGGCGAGACGACAGGACUCGCGACCGGGAUAGAGAGAGAGAAAGGGAGAGGGAAAGGGAGAGAGAGAGGGAGAAGGAGCGAGACCGGGAGAGGGAAAAAGAGCGGGAGAAGGAAGCAGAGAGAGAGAGGGCCCGGGAAAGAGAGAGGGAGCGGGAACGGGAGAAGGAGAGAGAGCGGGAGAGGGAGCGAGAGAGGGAAAGAGAGCGCGAGGAGAGGGAGAAAGAGAGGGAGAAGGAGAGGGAAGAACGGGAGAGGGAGAGGCGGGACAGAGAGAGAGAUAGGGAGCAGCGGGAGAGGGAGAGGCAGCGGGAAUGGGAGGAGCGAGAGAGAGAGAGAGGGAGAGAGGAAAGGAGGGAAAGGAGGGAUGACAUCCGGGACGAGCGACCCGUUAGAGACACCCGGGACGACAGGAAGACCAGUCGUAAGAGGCCCAGAGUGGAGAGCACCCCGAGCCCCCGCGCCUCUCCUAAGCGCACCACCCGUGACUUCAGUCCUGCAGACAGCGACGGCUACAACAGUGUGGAAGAGAAAAGUGAGCGCCCGAUUGGACGGGGGCAGGCCAAGAUCCACCCACAGCCCCUCCUCCCAAACCCUGUGUGUCCGCAUCCAUCUGACAGUGCAGAGAAAAAUCGCUUGCUGAGCCAGGUGGUGCGACCCCAGGAGCCUUUGUUGCGCUCACCACCGAGAACUGCGCCAUCUGAGGAGAAACCCGUCCACUGGAAGGACGAGGAGCGCCGAGGAGCCGUGGACAAAAGGGAGACUCGCAGCAGCCGCCACGAGGACCUGGAGCCUCGCGGGGAGCGAAGCAGAGCAGGCGAUAGACGAGGAGAUCACCUCGCUGACCCCCCGCCUGACACUCGAGGCAGAGGCAGAGACCUGCGAGAGCCCACGCCUCCUCCUCCCCCUCCAGCCCCUGUCAGCAUCGACACUUCCCAUGAGGAGGGCAAAAAGAAGACCAAGUCGCAGAGAAAGGGAUCGAAGAAGGUCCGCAAAGAAGAUGAUGUCGCUGGUGGGAACAUCGCGGCUGCUGCAGGAGAUCGUUUCAACCCUGAGCCCCCGGCCAGCGUCCCUGCAGAUACACCUCCACUCAUUCACUCGCCCAGGAAAGGGGCCAAGAAGAAGGCGCUGGAACGAAAGAGAAAGCGCUCGAGAGAAGGAGAAUCUGAUGUGUCUGAGGAGGAUUCAACGGCACCUCAGCCACACAAUAAGAGGAAGAAAGGUCCUCGGACACCCCCGCCUUCAAUGAGGCCUGAUAAUCGUGCAGCUGCUGGCAACAAAGAGCCGUCUCCUCUAUCCAAAAUGGACAAUUUCAGUGACUGGUCAGACGAGGAGGUAACAGACCGAGGAGGCCCCCUGGAAACUCAAGCUCCACCAGCUCCUGCUGAGCCUCUUAAGAAAGCUGGUGGUACCAGAGGGGGCAGGGACAGGGAGCGGGGAAACCCCCCUCCCAUCGCUCCUCUGCUGCCCCAAGAUCCUCCCAUGCUGCUGCCUACUCCGCAGCCGCUCAUGUCCCAGACGCUGCUCCGCAAACACCCCCAGGAGCAGACGCGCAGCAGCAGCAUGGGGAGCAACAAGAGCCGCGCCUCGUCCAGACGCCUGAGAUCCCCCUCCAACGAGUCGGCCAAUCGAGAAGAACCGCAAGGUCCGAGAGCCCGCCGGGGCCGGCUGCAGGGCGCCAACUCUCGGGACAGAGAACGUGAGAGGGAGAGAGAGAGGCCGGUGGUGAAUGAGCCUCUGGGGGCCGAGAGGAAGUCUCGUAUCGACCAGUUGAGGAGAGGAGAGCCCAGCCGCAGCACCUCCUCCGACCGGCAGGAUUCCCACAGCCUCAGCUCCAGGCGCAGCUCUCCAGACUCCGAGAGGCCAGCCAGGUCCAGGUCCCGCGCCGGUUCCUACGACAGCCGGGACCGAGAGCCGUUUGAGCGGGAACGAGACCGCAAGGAUCUCCGUCCUCAGCAGCCGCCCCAGCAGCCCCUGCUCCUCCAGCAGCCCCUGCAGCAACCAAGAGACUGGGAGCCCGAACCCCGGGACUGGCCCGUCAGGGGACGGGAGCCGCUACUGAUGCGUCCCGGCCGGGAACCUCUCCUGAGGGAGCGGGACAUCAGGGACAGGGAACGCUUACUCCCUGAAGGACUCAUCCAGCAGCAUGAACGGGAGCGUGAGAGGGACCGGGACAGAGGUGACCGAGGCGGAGACAGAGAGAGGGAGAGGAUGAUGAUGGACCUGCCACCGCACGGGGACCCCCGGGCGCCGGGACGAGGGGAUCUGAGGGGAGAUAUGAGAGGAGACCUGCGGGGGGACAUGAUCAGACCGGAGAGGAGCGAGUAUGAUAUUCUGCUGCCGAAAGAAGCCUUCAACCCUCAAGAGACGGAGAAAACCAGCAACAGCCAUCCUCUCCUGGGAGAGCAACGGGAGCCGGAGAAGACGGACAGCAUCGAUGGAGACGAUGACGGGAAAGAAGAUGAUGGCCAGUCCGUCCCUUCUGUGGGAGAGGAGUAUGAACCCAUCAGUGAUGACGAGCUGGAUGAGAUCCUUGCCGACAGCCAGAAAAAAGAGGAUCAGCAGGACGAGGAGAAAAUUACAGGUCCUCUGGAUGUCAUUGAUGUGGACUGGUCCAGCCUGAUGCCCAAACAGAAGGCGGAGCCCCGGGCAGCAGGGGCCGCUCUGCUCCGGUUCACCCCAGGGGCCGUGCUUCUCCGGGCGGGCAUCUCCAAGAGACUUGCUGGGCCUGAGCUCCUGGAACAGGUCAGGGAGGUGUGCAAAUCUGAGCUGGACGACCCUAAAGAUGCUGAUAAGCUGUUUGAGCAUGACCUGGGGGCCCUGAAUAUGGCCGCCCUGAAAAGGCGGGUGGAGAGGGCUGGUUUACUGAGAAACCUCGGGCCCUGCUGCAAGGCCCUGUGCGCCCGCAGAGACUUUGCUAUCCGCCGGCAGCUGUUAAAAAAUGACAAGGGUCUUACAAAGCAGUACCCCACUACACCAGUGGUAGACAACGAGCUGCUGCAGAUGAGCAUGCGUCUCUUCAGAAGGACCAUGGCGGGCCAGGCCUCGGGCCCUGAAAAGCCAGAGGGUGGGUCGGGCCCUGCAGCCGAGGUCCCUCCAGCUGAGGGUAGUAAGCUCAGCACUGCUCCCCCUGAGGUGUGUGUGUCCUGAGAGGAAAUGGGUUUAAUUAGUCGACACACUUGUCAAAACGUUCCUUGAACUCUAUCCCAUUUCAUUUCACACAUAGUCAUGAGAGGAAUUAAAGGAAAACUGCAAAAUUAUGAAUCUUACUCAGUUUCACAUGUUUUGGAUGUCAUGCAAGUGCUUUGCCAUAGACUACUGGACAUUAUAGCCUAUGGAAGUGUGUAAUGGACUGUGUGAGAAGCCACACCUGAUUUGACUUCAUGUUUUUUUGUGUGCAUUCCAGUUUUAGAGCAGCUUUUUAAUUGUCAGUGUUGUCUGCCUAACCAAGUUCAAAUUUUGUUUUCGUAUACUGUGCAUUGGUUUCAACGACUGCGCAUUAAAAUGGUUAGAUGUUGGUUUUUGUUAUGGGUCUUUUGCUUUGUAUGAAAUGACUGCCUUAAAAUAAUGUGACACAUGAUGUUCCUACUAUGGUUGUGUACAUUAUAUUACAAAAUGUCUGCAGAGCAAAGCGUUACUGAGCAACAACACUGAACAUCCUGCAGGGACUUGAAUGAACAUUCCCACAAAUAAGCACUGCCAAACUAUUCCUCCACUGAAUGUAAUUUGUUAUAACUGUCGUUGAAAACAAUAAUGAUGUGUUUGCUUUGAAUGGUUUGGCAAUGUCUACCUGAAAUGAACUUGAGUACGAACCCUCCAACACUGCCAUGUGGAAAUCACCAGCACACACCAUCCAAAAAAAGACAAUAGACUUCUUUAGAUUUAAAACAUAUGACAGAGACGAUAAUUAAUUAGAACUUUGCGUCCCGUUUCUGUCUCCUAGUGGUUGGCCAUCAGAAUUAAAAGACUUGUACAGGUGGAUAAAAUGGCCCUCUGGGAAGGGCUGUGUGCAAAGAGCAGGUUGUGCAUGCUUUGAAUGUUUGGACAAUAACUCAACGGACAAACCAGCCUCAUCUUAAAGAACAAAAUAGAAACGGAUAAACUUGUUAUCUUAGAGCACUGGACCCAAUAUCACCUCCGCCCCACCAUGCAGCUGUGACCUCAAUCAAAGUGACAUUACAGACGUGGAGAGAUUUGGCUCUGAUGUAUUCCAAUAUCUUUCACUCUGACUACAAUGCUGGGGUUGGGAAGACACUUUUCCUACUACAUAUUUAUUUUGUUUAAGGUAAGGUCAGUUUUAAGAUGUGCUAGAAAUGAAAUGCUGUAUUUUUUUUACUGUAAAAUAAAUACAAAAUGACAUUUAAA